Paramuricea clavata is the source of this 5915-nucleotide messenger RNA. The record is from the annotation of a GenBank genome assembly. Lineage: Eukaryota; Metazoa; Cnidaria; Anthozoa; Malacalcyonacea; Plexauridae.
AUGGAAUAUUGUCCGAAUGGAAAUCUUCGAGAAUUCUUACGAAACAAUCGGAGUUGGUACAACGUGGAGGAAGAAUCAUUCGAUCCAGAUCUUUCCCAAGUGUUUGGUCCAAAAAAUUUGAUAUAUUUUGCUUGGCAAAUAACAAAAGGGAUGACAUUUUUGACCUCAAGAAAGGUAAAGGUUCCCCAUCCUAUUAUAAGCCUGACCAGAUCCUGUACACACACUAUAUGUAUCAGUUUCCCCAUGUCUCUACCGCAGGCAUAGAUUGAAUGAAGAGCCGGAGUGAGUUCAGAGCCGUACGGAUAGCUCGUUGGGAAAGAGCACAAUGCUCCUUUGCUAGUGAUAACUUCGUUUUAUUGCGAGCACAACAUUUGAUGUAAGGAGAAUCUUGUCAAAUUCUAUUUCGAUAUACAGUAAUUUAUCAAUGAUAUGUAGCUAAGAUGACGUCAGAAGCAGGAUACACUAUUUGACAUUCCACAUAACUCUAAAAUCUCAUAUAUUCAUGUGUAAGUCUAAUAAGUCGAACAAUCGAUAUACUUGCAUUUCAUGUAUUUCGUACCGUGCAGUGAGUUUGACGUCUUUGACGCGAUUGCAAUGUUUGAAAAUUUUCUACCAAAACCGACUUAAAUUACAUUCAUUUACAAUUACCUUUUAAUGGCAAAGAAAUGUUUGUCUUAUUGUCGUACCAGUUUAACAAUCUAUCAUUCUUGGCAAGGUUGUAAAAAUAAAUGUAUUUCAAAACUUUUUCUGUUAUUCCUGCAGAUAAUUCAUCGAGAUCUGGCUGCACGAAAUAUCUUACUCGGACAGAAAUAUGUAGCAAAAAUUGCAGACUUUGGAUUGGCCAGAGAUGUUUAUAAGUAUCAACAAUACUUAAGAACAUCAACAGUAAGUCUACAACCAUCAAUUUUGCUUAUUUAUAUUCUCACUAUCCUGAAAUGUUCAGUUUUUUGAAAAAUUACCGCUUAACUGCGCAUGCUCUAAAAAUCUAAUGAUGAAAAAAUAAUUUUAGAAAUUGCAAAGCCAGACCUAAAGGCGCCAAAAUAAUUAUGCUCUCAUCUUAGUCGUGCGAAGACGUGUUGAGCCAAAACUUUCAAUUGCAACGCCGAUGCUUUCCUCCAAGUUUCAGCUUUUCUCCUUUCAUAAACCAAUCCAAAGCCGUUAUAGAUGAUUUCUAGGAAGAUCUGUUUGAAGUUGUCAUAUUUUAAGGUUUUUUGCAGGCACUGUACCUUUCUGGAAAGAACGUUACCUUGACUUUAAGGUCUCGUUUUCUUAUUGAGGUUUUGGUCUUUAUCUUACACAUACAAAAACACAAGCCUCGUUCGGUAAAGUGACGUACAUUCCGUAAGAAUGUAUUCAUGAAAUGUGGCAUUUUAAUUUCUAGGGACUAGUUCCUUUCAAAUGGAUGGCUGUUGAGUCUAUCAGGGAUUCAUUAUUUACUGAGAAGUCGGACGUGUAAGUAAAACCGUAAGGAGAGUGUUGGUUAAACAUGUAAUUAGCAUCUACAAAAAUGUGCCAGAUAGAUGUGAAAUGGAAGGCCUAUUCAAAUAUUCUGGCCAGUACAAGCUGGGGAAAUAUAUUAAAUUGAAGGAAUGUAUAACUUAAGGAGGAGUUUUGAAAACUCGCACGCAUGUGCGAUGAAUGAGUGAUUGAUUAACUUUGGGAGAAAUGCAUCGUUCAAAGAACUAACGCAUGAGCGGGAACAGUUUUCAUUGGCGUUGCAUAUUUUGUGUACUUGAAAAUCGGAAUUUCAUUGGCACGUUUUUGUUCGAAAAAUUGAAAUUGGAAGGUCUUAAUAGGAUUUAAGGUUUCUCAAUUCCAAGGCAAUAAUUUCACAUUCCGAGUAAAUAUUUGAGGGCAUUUAUUUGUUCCUAUAGUUCGAAUCAUCUCUCCGUUUAGGUGGUCAUUUGGUGUUUUACUUUGGGAAAUCUUCUCAUUGGGUGAGUAAUUUUAUGGCUUCUUUUAUUUUUCUCGAAAUUAUUAGUGCUAACUAUAAACGAAUUCAAAAUCGUACAAGAUGGGGUAGAGGAAGCGUCAGCUGCCUUCACCCAAAAAUUUCAGGUUGGGCAAAUUGUAACAUAAGUGCGCAAUUUCUAUGAGCUUUAAACGUAAGUUGGGCAAAAAGAUGGGGGGGGGGGAGCGAGAGAUUGAAAAGCAAGAAAUGUGUAAGAUAAUAAUCAAAUAAGCAAGAAAUAUGAAAUGCACCCCCCCCAGGCACCAAGAAUUUUUUGGAAUAAGCAGAAAAACAGCUUUGAUUGGUCGGGCAAAAAUACAUCAAACUCGGCGGAAAAUUUCUUUCUGCCCCACUAUAUUUUCCUCGGAUCCUGUACACCGAUGCGCGAAAUGUAUCAUCACUUUGCAUUGUUUGCAACGUACCAGUUUGGGUAUCAAUUUCAUUUAGUAAGAUACAAUGUGUACAUAGUCAGAGUUGUAUCACUUGCAAAAUAUAUUGCUUUCAGGUGGGACUCCUUACCCAGGAAUGUAUGUCAAUGAAGUACAUCACUACUUGUUACAAGGGAACCGAAUGGAACCACCUAUUCAUUGUCCUCAUGAAAUGUGAGUAUCGAAUGUGAUUAAUUAAUUAAGAUAACAAAGAAAUUAUAAGUAGACUGAUUCACAAAAUAGUUGUCAUUCUUUUUUUCUUCCGAAAUUAAUUUCAACCGUGGUAAUUCAUUGCCGUCAUAUAGAAUUCUUCAAGACUAACAGUUUGACAAAGUACAGUAUAAAUAUAAUAUAUAAUACCAUAUAUCUAUUCUUUUCGAGAAUAAAUGAUAGAAAUAGAGGAGUCGCCUGACUUGCCUUGUUUUAGUACUUCUCAAGGAGCUAUAAUUUCGUUUGUAUGUAUUAUUUUCAAUCUUAGGCCUGUUUUAUACGUCGAAAUUCAGUCGCGUCGAAUGCAAUUCAAACAAUAGAUAAUGAAGCUAUUUACAUUCAACGCGACCAACAUUCGACGUAUAUAAAAGAGGUCUAAAACUCUUACACUUUGCCUCUGUUGGUAUAUUGUUUGUUGUGUAGACUAAUAAUUCGUAAGCAUAUUAUAAUAAUGCAAAAUUUGGGUAGCUAGUUUUGGAAUCGGUCAAUAAAUUAACUAUAUACUAAGUAGGAGACGAUUCGUCUCAAUGUUCGAGCAACAUGCACGUAUCCAAAAAUAAAUCAUAACAAAGAGAAUGCAAUACUUCAACAUCAACUAUAUAGUAACAUCGGGAAGCCCGGCAAAUUUUAAAGCAACAAAAUAGAAGACUUUUGUUGGAUGUUGAACUGUACCAUACCGUGCACAAAUCCUUUUGUCAACUUCAUCAAAAAUAAUAUUCAUCGUGGCUGCUCGUUUCAUCUCAGUUAUUCCUAUUUGACGGUUUAACUUAAUUAUACGAAAAUAUAGUGAGCUCAAUCACCGUGCCCGUUCCCAAAUUAAAAUAAACUCAUAUAAAAACAUAAUACAAUGACUUUUGUAUAGUUUCCAGACCAUUACACCUUGAUAACUAUAUGACAUCGACAAGUGGACGGAUACACUUAGAGACGAUUUAUAUUAAUUUGUCGGAUGCUUUCGUAAAAACUUGAUUAACCGAUAUAAAUAUUUUACAGCGUUUCGUUAAACAGUAUCUUGCAGUCGCAGACGCUAAGGGAAAUUAUAUUAAUUACAUGCACAAUUUCUUGGAAAACUGACUCACAAAAUUGGAAACAUUGCGUAUAGGUGCGCGUAAAACUGUAAAACUAAAAAUAAUUGUUAAAUAAUAAGGAAACUGCAGAAUUAUUAUGUAGGUGAUUGUGCGAUUGUAUGUUAAGAGGAGAUUUUUUUGUAUGCUACGUAACACGCGCACAAAACUAAUGUGUAUAGUAUACCACUUGAGGUUAUGACUAAAUUCAAAAUUUUUAUUUUUCAAUACGUUUCUCAAUCGGCAAACAAACUUAAAAAGUAUAUUUGAUGUUUUAUCUGUAAAAUAAUGCUAAAAUGAAGAGAUUUUAGAUGAUACGACAAAGAGAAAAUGAUGUCUGAAGUUCAGUAAGUUUUGCAUAUAUGGCUGAAAGUAUGGCGUCAAUUUUAAGCAAUAUUGAUUUUAAUUGACAAUUUUUAACUAUUAUUUUAUGUUUCUCAACCGGAAGAUGCAUUAAAAAAGGUAGCUAACUCUAUAAACUAGAGAAUAAAGCUAAAACAGAGUAAUUUUGGGAGGAACAUCAGAAAUAUUUUAGGUUUUGAACACUUUUCAUUGCAAAUACGUGACAUUGAAAAAAAUUGCCUCUUAAUUAACUGGCGUACAUCAACGUUAAUUGUUCAUCUAUGUUACGCGAAGAAACAAUACGUCUUAGAUGCGAAACUUUGUCUUAACCCUAUCCAGACGGGGGAGCGGCGCUGAUUAGUAUAACCAGUAUAGGCUGAUUAGAUAACCAGUAUAGGUAUGGUUCUGAAACUUUACAACGUUACGUUUCCUAAAUUUCUAUGAGCUUUAAUUAUUAUGUCUAGAAAACGUAGGGAAAAAUAUUACGCCAAAAAAAGUUACAGCCUAUAGUCGUGAACACAUGUCAAAAAUUAAAUUUCAGCAUUUUAAUUAAACUAUAAUAGCUGCAAUAGAUUCAAAAUAAGCACAGUCUUUUUAACAAAGAGAAACUAUUUUUCUGAUAUAUCCUUCCUUUUUUAUCCUGACAAAACAGCUAAAAACGACACCAACAAAAUAAUUUUGAACAUUUUAACAAUCUAGGUUUUGCAAUUAACGAUGCCAUAUUUUUUGCCAUGCAUGUGUCAUAAUAUACUUGAACAAGGCAUACUAAAGUAUCCAUCUGUAAAAGUUUUGUCGGAGUACACCAAUUUUUUUAGGAUAUAUUGAUCUCGGAUAAUUACUACCCACAUCAAGCUCCCCGCUCAUUCCCAGAACACCCUGAAAAAUACCAGUGUGGAUAGGGUUAAAAUGGAACUUGCUUCUAAAAAUUAUGAAAUAAAAUUGUCAUUACAGCAACGAAGUUAUGUCAAUGUGCUGGAAAGAAAAUCCUGAAUAUCGCCCAAAUUUUCUAAGUUUAAGAGACAUACUCUACAAAAUACUUGAUUGGAAAGAAAUCUCACAGGUAUGCAAUGUAAGCAUUAAAACAUCUAAUAUAUUGCAGACGUUAUCCUAGCUAUUCAGACUGAAAAUUGGUUCAUACUGAGUCAUCUAAUAUUGCAAAGAAAAGCUAACUUGUGAUAAAGAUUUUACCCGAGGCGAACCAUGAUUAAGUUGUUCAAAUCGGGUUGAAGACUCUUUCUAGAUCUCACAUUCUUUCAAUCGGUCAUUCGUUUUGUUAACAUGAUCGUUAUGAGCGUACGAGCGGAUCAGUUCCUUCCGGCGGGGUAGGGGCUGCUUGAAAUGUUGCUCUAAUUUUUGUGGGGGACCAUGUCCCUCUUCCCUGUCUCGCACGCCUAUAUGAUGAUCGUCAUAGUACCUUUUCUUAACCCUAGACAUCUGCAUACAACAAAGAAAUCGUGAAGUCAAAUGAGAUUGAAUCAGAGGAAGACGUCAACGAAAAUGAACUAUUCAUAUAAAAUUAUAAAUCUAUCUUGCUUCUAUUUACUAUUGAACUAUUUACCAGACUCUACAGAGCUAUUUGCUCAACUUGCUGGAUAGAUUUAACAGGAAAUUUCGAACAAGAGAAUGAAGUACAAUUUAAACCUAACCAGGAGCAGUUACGAAAAAUUCAGCUAUAGCCUUCUGACAGGAAUCGUGCAGCCCAGCUCAGGUCUUAGUCCAAUUGUCCAGAUCUCAGAUGACUGCACGUCAAUCGAAAGGUCGCAGGUUCGUUUACUGCCCGAGGGCAUAUGGUUGCAUUUAUUGCACCUGCUUCUCGUUAGGUCUAAAAUUGUACAGUAUAAUAUAAUCUUGAACUAGAAAUUUCCAAGCAUCCACAAAAUAAAAUUAUUCAACUACUUAUCAGAAAUUUGAAUAAAAUAUUGC